CAAAGUUCAACACAGAACGGAAACAUAAAAUAAGGGGACCGGAAGUGUACUAAUAUUUUCUUACCAUUUUUUAGCAUGUAAGCUAAUGUCAGUUUGUUGUUAUUUUGUCUUUUCUUCUUUAUAAACGUGGAACAUCAAAACAAAAUGGACUCAAGGGGACCCGCACUUUACGCACCGGCAGGCUCCUCAGUAGAUAUAUCACGAAGCACAGAGGAGGACUCUUUGGUGGACGGACCUCUGAUCCCUGCUGAUGCCCUCCACUCUGCCAUCAGGAGAAAUUUUCAGAGCGUACCAACGCCUGGUCAUGCUGGCCUGCUGUCUGUGCUGCAUGUUGUGUACGUGGUGUUGUCAAUGUGUGUGGCGUUGCUGUGUGUGUUGGAGUUUGGCCAAAAGGAUGUGUGUAUGAGUAUAUUGGGUAACGUGCGGGGCGACAGUGUCAUUGUGUUUGGGAAGGUGUGCUUAUGGGUGCUGGUGCUGUUGUUCACUGGCUGUGUGCAGCACCACCACAACCAGGCCCGGAGCAGAGGAUACCUGCGGUUCUAUAGACAGACGCAGGGCUUGAAGCACCUGCCGCUCACCGUACACUCUGCAGGAAAUGUUCUGCUGCUGGUGGUUCUGGCUGUACGGUUAUCACAGACGGUGCAGACCUACAUGCUGCUCAGUGUCCUCGGGCUGGAGCUCCUGAUCGCAGUGCCCUGUUUGCUCUAUUACACAGUGAGGGGGAUCCAGUGUGUGACGGGGGUAUCUGUGUUCGCCGCCGCAUUCCUGCUCAGAUCAGUGCAGCCAGGCACGACGCAAUCCGAGCGACGCCUCACAGCACCAACCUUUUUAAAGCAUGAGCACACACACACGCAAAUUCUCAGACUGAUGCAGAGUCAAGUCCAGGUGAUGCGGUUCAACAGGGAGCGACCUGCACCAGACGUGAGCCAGGAGGAGCAUUCACACAACUACAGUUUCACCAGCCUGCCUACGGAGACUGGCUUCAGAGAGGGCUCCAGUCUGGAGGAGGUGGUGGAGAAGCAGGCUGACCUGAUAGAGUACCUGAAACAACACAACACCUUACUGAGCAAGAGGCUGCUAAACCUCACGGCUCAGCACUGACCAACGUCCCUCCUCCUCCUCAUCCUCCUCCUCCUCCUCCUCCUCCCUGUGAACCCGAUCAUUUCAACACUCCACUCUCUUAACACAAAGGAGAGAGGGAUCUGUGGGCCUCAAAGAGAUGAAGAAAAGCUAGAAGAAACACUGGAUAAGAGACUAAAAGUAAGGAAAACCCUGUGCACACAAGCACCUGUACGCACAGUCUUAAGACGGCAGGGCUCCUCCACGAGGCACCUGAGAUGGACAGAUAACGCAGGACGAGGAGAGCUGUAAGUGGAGGACAGUUAAAGAGGCCAAGUGGGAGGAGGAGGAGGAGGAGAGGAGUCAUGGGUCACAGAUCAGAGGUGAGGGGUUUUAUCGCUGUGUUACGACCCCCGGUGACCCACGUAUGCUGCCGCUUGUGUUACUGUGAAAGAAACGGAAGAGGCAAAACUGUUUUAGAGAUCACCUGCACUGAGGAGGAGCGGAGAGGGUAGGAGAAACAGGAGGAGACAAAAAUCUUCAUAGUCCAAAAAAAGAAGAGAUUGUGUAAUGCUGUAAAUGUCCGUAAGUGCUAUUUUAACUGUCUGGAUGUGUAAAUGCUUUAUUUUGUUGCAGUUUUUUCUAUCUCCUCAAUCAUUGAGUUAGUGUUGUUGUGUUCACAUAUGAAUAAAUAUGUAAAAUACA
Eleginops maclovinus (Patagonian blennie) is the source of this 1764-nucleotide messenger RNA. RefSeq names its product transmembrane protein 192 (gene tmem192). The coding region runs from base 145 to 1101 and encodes 318 amino acids. The transcript is spliced from 7 exons. Gene Ontology annotation, cellular component: lysosomal membrane; late endosome. NCBI's taxonomy places the organism in Eukaryota, Metazoa, Chordata, Actinopteri, Perciformes, Eleginopidae. The record is from RefSeq and is a predicted model, not a curated record.